GCCCGCGGUCGGUUUGUAAGUUUGAAAACAAAAUGGCGGCACACUUUGGACACGGAAGGCGGAGAGGACAAAGAAAUGUGAACGUGGAACGUCAAAUGGAUCAAAAUUGGAGAACUGCUCCAAGGUCUGGAUCUCCUAGCUCAUCACUGGUCAAUGGUAGUCCUCAUCUGUCAUACAAAAGAGAGCCUACAACAUCUGCCGACUAUGAAUAUAAAAGGAAUGUUGAAUUUUUAAAAAGAGAAUGGAAAAAGUUUGAAGCAGAGCAUAGGAGCAGAAAAGGUAUGAUAAAAAAAAGCUUGCCAUGGUACUUUAAAAAUAUGUUUGUUUGUUUUUCAUUAAAAAUAUAGUUUUUAUAUCCUGGAUGAAACUGCCAAAACAGUUUUUAUCAAUGUUUUUAUUGCACAUAGUACUCCGAUAUCAAUGUACAUGUAAUCAAGCCACUCCAAACUUUCUACCUUCCCCACCCCCAUGCAAUUUGUUUUUGGUCUUGUGUUAUCCAAAAUAACAUUGCAAACCACCAUUCAUUUAUAACAGCACUUUGGAUUUUAGUCACUCAAUAUAACUGGAAAUAUAGAUAAUUUUUCAAUUUGUCUCAUCUAGUUCUAUCCAGAGUUGUUAGUGUUACUAUCCUUUGUGCACCAGGAAAGGAAUAUCCGCAGAGCAUCAUCUGUUCUGCAAUAGUCUUUUUUAAAAUUAUACCAGAGGAAACUUUAAUUUACAUCUAUGCCUGUUACUCUCAGGUCUUUGUAUAAGUAGGUAAAAUAAUGUGAGAGUUGGCCUAAGUGUCCCAUGCUAUCAGUCAAGAGCUAAUAUCCUGUAUUUUAUGGUGUUAAACAAUUAACAGUGUUUCUAAUCCCCUGGAUGGCUUGCCACACAAUGGCCAUUGCAGGGUUAACUCACCCCACCCCCCAAGCAUUAAAUUUGCUAGUACCCCCAUACCACUUGGAUGGAGAGUGCUACUGUGAAGGUAAACUGUCUUGUCCACAAACACAGUGCAAUGACCCUGGCCAGGACUCAAACCUGGAUUAUUCCACUGGAACUUGGCAUGCUUACUAUUGGGCCACAAGUGA
Orbicella faveolata is the source of this 1070-nucleotide messenger RNA. RefSeq lists its product as uncharacterized. NCBI's taxonomy places the organism in Eukaryota, Metazoa, Cnidaria, Anthozoa, Scleractinia, Merulinidae. The record is from RefSeq and is a predicted model, not a curated record.